CUUCGUGAUUUGCGUGCACUACGAAAAGGUGCAAGAUGGACCUCUUCAGGAUUGUUCGACCCCGCCUUCCUCAAUAAUCCAUCGCGCUUCACUCUGAGAGCGCUCGAUACCCACUUGCCAUAGAUUAAAAUUCUACAGCAACAACUCUCACACCAGCCAAGUUCGAAACGCAGGACUAAAAUGAAGUUCUUCGCGAUCACCGCCUUCCUACUUGCUCUCGGCUUGGCACUCGUCGUAGCUCAAGAAACAAAGUGGCCCAAUCCCGCAUAUUCCUACAGGGCGGACAAGCAUCCGGAUGGCAUGGGUGUCAUUCCGAUUCGCGAAGCUUGGAACGACGUCUGCUUCUCCUACAGCGGCGCUUAUUCCGUCUACGAUGAAAAGAGCAACGAGUCGCUCUGCUACACCGAAGACAUGCGAGAUGUUGGGCCGGACUGCAUCAAGUCGCUUCAAGAGAAAGAGAAGGACAAGUGGGCUUUUACGAAGAUCUCCAACGACUCGUCCAAAUGGCAUUGA
This is a messenger RNA of Ceraceosorus guamensis, 513 nucleotides long. RefSeq lists its product as hypothetical. Lineage: Eukaryota; Fungi; Basidiomycota; Exobasidiomycetes; Ceraceosorales; Ceraceosoraceae. The record is from RefSeq and is a predicted model, not a curated record. The transcript is spliced from 3 exons. Bases 181 to 513 code for a protein of 110 amino acids.